Molecule: messenger RNA, 1722 nt
Organism: Didymodactylos carnosus
Lineage: Eukaryota; Metazoa; Rotifera; Eurotatoria; Philodinida; Philodinidae
Source: the annotation of a GenBank genome assembly
AUGAAAAAAAUUGCCAUGCACGGAAGAAUUACGGAAGAAAUAAAUUCCCUCCAUCAUGCGUCAUGUAGUUACAAUACUCAGUAUUAUUUUCGAUUAAUUUUGUUUCUUAUUCAUAAUUCAGCAUAUAUAUAUAUACUACGUGCUUUAUUUCAAAUAACUAUUCACUUCUGUAUCUUUGCUAAAAGCAUAUUACCAAAAAUGCUAAAUAUUAUUCACCAUAAGGUAUUUGACCGAUUUUUGAGUAAAUCGUAUGAAAAUGCCAGCGCUAAACGGAAGAUACGUGCACGAUCAAAUUCAUAUAAUGAUGAAAAUAUACCACAUCAAAGACACACCAAAAAAGAUGAAGCUCAUGUUCUAUUCGCUGGUGCGAACAACCAAGACAUCGUUUAUAACUGGUCAGGAAUAAAUGUCAUUGCACAUAAAACACAGCUAAUCAUUCCGAACACAAUCGAACAAAUCUCUCAACUGGCGCGCGAUACCCGAUCAAAAAUUUCAGUCAUGGGUACUGGUUUAUCCUACGAGCAAAUCAUGUCCAUUCAUUUGAAAGAUCCUCAAGCACUCUUAAUCUGUAUGCAACAUUUUAAUGGACUAAUCGAAAUGAGAGAAGAAUCGGCAGUUUUCGGAGCUGCUACUCCUAUCAACGAUAUUAUCAAGGUUUUGGGUGAGCAUGACCGAAUGAUGCCGUGUUCGCCAGGUGUCAUCGGGAUUCAAACUAUUGCCGGCUCAAUCGCUACUGGUACUCAUGGCCAAGGACUCUAUCAGUCAAGUUAUGCCGAUAUUGUCCAAAGUUUGACCGUUGUUCUACCCAAUGGCGAUAUUGUAAAAAUCGAUGGUUCUCACAAAGAUUUCCCGUUGGAAGCAUUCAUCACUUCUAUCGGAAUGUUAGGAAUUGUAGUCAAUAUCGAAAUCGCUCAUGUGCCUCGAAAAGUAUUCUCUUGUCGGAAAAUGACGGUUGACAUUGAUGAGUUUCUCAGUAACUACCAACAAUGGAAUGAAGAGAAUGAAUAUGUUAAGGUUUGGUGGUUUCCGAAAACUGAUCUCUGUCAUGUAUGGCUUGUAGACGAAGCAGAUCCAUCUCAAACACAAGAUUUUCUCUGCAUAUCCCGCUCCAGUCCCAUCGAAUCAAAAUCGGAAAAUAAGUCAAUGAAUGUAACAGUCCGCCGCUACAUUGAUAAGAUGUCUCAUGACACUAAAUCUUCGUCUACCUCAUCACAACCUCAAUUUGAAACCUUGAAACGAUUUGCCAGCGUUAAAGAUUUAGUGGGUUACUCAGAACAAAUCUUAUGUAAAGGUAUUCCUGUGCCACAAAUCAAUUGCGAAAUCGCUGUUCCAUUUUCUCGUGCUAGAGACGCUACGCUCGCUUUACGUAAAUGGUGUGACGAGAACGAAGACAGACUUCACUAUCCGUUCAUCUAUCGUACAACGGGACAAUCUCGAGCUUGGCUCAAUCCAGCGUUUUCUGGUCCAGUGUGUUAUAUUGGAUUUCUCAUCUAUAUAGCAAGUGAUGGAACUACGAGAGCUGAUGGGAUGCAUUCGAUGCUUGAAAUACAAAAGAUUCUGGCAAAUCAUAAAGGUCUACCUCAUUGGGGUAAACAUUUUGUACCAAGUGUAUAUAAUUUUCGACGAGACAUUCCCAUGUAUAAUCAAUUUAAACAAUUAAGAACUCGUGUAGAUCCAAAGAAAAAGAUGAUGAGCAAAUUUUUGCAAGAUAUUUUUGACUAG